Asparagus officinalis (garden asparagus) is the source of this 1687-nucleotide messenger RNA. RefSeq names its product protein FAR1-RELATED SEQUENCE 5-like. Gene Ontology annotation, molecular function: zinc ion binding. The record is from RefSeq and is a predicted model, not a curated record. Lineage: Eukaryota; Viridiplantae; Streptophyta; Magnoliopsida; Asparagales; Asparagaceae. Gene Ontology annotation, biological process: regulation of DNA-templated transcription. The coding region runs from base 11 to 1564 and encodes 517 amino acids. The transcript has 2 exons.
UCUUGGUAUUAUGAGGAGUGUGUUCUGGGCCGAUGGAAGAGCUAGAGCAUCUUAUUUGAGUUUUGGAGAUGUGGUAGUCUUUGAUACUACAUACAAGACUAAUCAUUUGAGUUUACCUUUUGCUCCAUUUACGGGAGUAAACCACCAUCGACAAUCCGUCCUCUUUGGUUGUGCAUUGCUUGCGGACGAACAAGAGGGGACCUUCAUGUGGUUGUUUUCUCAAUGGCUCAAGUGUAUGCACGGGAUUGCCCCAAAGGCUAUCAUAACUGAUCAAGAUGCACAGAUGAGAAAGGCUAUCAAUGAAGUUUUGCCGAACACUCGUCAUCGUUUUUGUUCUUGGCAUAUUAGAAAGCAUAUUGCCGAGCAACAAGUAAAGUUGAUGAGCAAAUACGGGGAUGAGAUGCCUACAUAUUUCAAUAGUUGGUACUAUGCUAGAAAUAUAAGCAAGUGUGAGGAGCUAUGGAAAGUCAUGAAGGAGAAAUUUGGUAUAGAAGAAGAUGAAGAUAGUUGGCUAACAAGAAUGUAUAAGUUACGUGAACAUUGGGUGGAUGCAUACUUGAAGGAUUGUUUUUGGGCGGGAAUGACAACAAGCCAAAGGAGUGAAAGUAUCAACUCCUUUUUUGAUGGCUUUGUCAAUGCAAACACUAAUCUUGUUGAGUUUGUUGGCCAAUAUGACAAGGCAGUCACAACUCGUCGUGGAUCAGAAUCUCAUGAAGACUUCAUGACUUUGAAUACUGUGCCCGUGAUGAGUUUCUCAAGUCCAAUUGAAGCACAAGUGGGAAGGGCAUACACGAGGGUGAUGUUGAAGAUGUUUCAAAAGGAGCUUGGUGAUGUGAUGUCCUUACAUUAUGAAGAAGCAUCGAAGGAGGAGUUAAAAGUUGUAUAUUCAGUUGGCAAGUUUUCUGAAGAAAGAAAAAAUUGGGAAGAUGUAACUUAUGAAAAGAAUGGAGAACUUAAAGUUGCAUGCACUUGUGCAUUUUGGGAAACCGAAGGGGUGCUUUGUAAGCAUAUUUUAUAUAUCUUAUGGCUAAAUCAAAUAACUUCUAUUCCGGAUAAGUAUAUCAUGCAUAGAUGGAAAAUUGAUGCAAGGUAUAGGUAUUUUGGCUUUGAUGAUGCUAUGAAGUCGCGACAAAAUGAAGAAAGCAUGGAGCGGGAGAGUAUUAUAAGAUUAUGGGCUUUACGAGGAAACUUCAAUGAGGCAUUUGAUAUGGCGGCGGGCUCAAAUGAUCUUCUUUCUAAGUUAGAGCAACUCAUAAAAAACUUCAUUACGGAAGCGGGAAAGGAAGUAAGGGGCAAGAUAGUUCAAACUCGGGAUUCUCAAGUUGGAAGUGAAGUUGACUCAAAUACUAAUGUGAUCGUAUUGAAAGAUGGUGAGGAGAUUACGGUUCGUGAUCCUCUCGAACCCGCAAAACCAAAGGGACGUCCAAGAAAUUCCACUAGGAUUAAAAGUGGCUUUGAAGAAUCAGAAGAGCAAAAGGAGGUGAAACAACGAAAAUGUGGUCAUUGUCAACAAUUGGGUCACUAUAGGACGGGUUGUCAAUUGUUGAAGAAGCAAAUGAGAUAGUGUGUGAGAUAGUUUACAAAAGUAUUUUCGAGCUCAAGAGCAACGAGUUGUAGGAUAAUGUGUGGACUAAUUUUGGUGUUUCUUGACUAAUUUGGUUGUAUGGACUUGUUGAUGUAAGUAAAC